UUUAUAUAGGUAAGGAAGUUGAGCCCAGGCCAUGGGCGUGGGUAGGGAAAGUGCUAGAGAUGCGAUCACUAGAUCCAUCAAUGAGCUUAACGGAAUUAAUGAGAUAUUGUCCUCAGACACAGACGAUCUUCACCAAAAUCAGUCCAUAGACACUGUGCUGAAGAGAGUGAGAAGGAAGAAAAGGCCAGGAAAUAAACUUAACCAUUCUGGAAACAUCUACAAUUGUAAGAAAAGCAACGACAUCUUCUUGAAGGAGCUAGCUUCUGAAUUAGGGAUUGAUCCAGAGUUACAAGACAUCACACCCUCUCACAAUUCUCCUCUCUCCUCCCUAUUCGGUGAUCCUGAUAAGAUGAAAAUCUGGUUGGUUUUUAUUGACUCAGCUGAGGAUGUUCAGGAUAAGAUGCUGUCUGUGGGUCCAGAGGCUGAAAGCAAGUCGAGGUACAAGAAGAUAUCCAAAUCAAUCCGAGCUGAGCUUGAAAACGUAUCUUGUAAAACGAUCAAACAGUUCGAGGAAGAUAUCUACAGUAUAGUUAGUGAUAUGGGGUACAACAGUGUAGCAGUAAUGUCUGCUGCUACUAAAGCUGACAGGAUGGCUAUAGUCGCUAUAUCCCAGUAUUCCCGGCUAAAGUGCACCUCUCAUCUUCCUAUCAAUGUGGUCGAGGUUGAGUUAAAACGGAAACAUUUCACAAAGCCAAGUGUGCCACUUUCCAAGCUCCUACUUCUUCGUCACUAAUCAAUGUAUUAAAUAAUCAUAUACGAUAUAUUAUCAGAACUCAGUUUUAAAAUACAAAAUUGUCCAUUUAUUUUCCACAGCUAAAGUUUUGAGGUAUUCAUGAAAUUCAAUUUUUCUGUUUUCUGGGAAUUUAAAUUCUAGAUAAAACAUAACAUUUAAUCUUUUCGGGGGUUGCAAAUUACUUCAAUUUUUCAUCUUUUAUCUUUUCUGAUAUCGUUUUAGGAUCGGAUGUUUAGACUAUAGCGUAGUUAAUAGUUUGAUUUUUACCAGUCUUUUUUUGAUUGUGGAAUGGUGUAUAUAAAAGUAUGAUAUAAUACUCAAUUAGUAUGUAAUAGUAAUUUCAUUGUAAUUUUGAAACUAAAAAGUA
Molecule: messenger RNA, 1100 nt
Organism: Bolinopsis microptera
Lineage: Eukaryota; Metazoa; Ctenophora; Tentaculata; Lobata; Bolinopsidae
Exons: 6
Coding region: 32-733 (233 amino acids)
Source: RefSeq, a predicted model, not a curated record